CGAACAGGGCUCAAAACGCCGAAUGAGUUGGCGAGCUGCUAGAAAUACGAAUCCAAGCUUUCCCCAUCGAGAACAGUUGUUGUAACCUUUUGCGACUGGGCAAUAUUUUUUAUCAGGCUUCACUCGUUCAUCUACUCAACGACAUCGCAAUUACAAGAUGCCACGCGGCAGAAGAACGUGACGCAGUGAGCAUUGGUAGUAGCUCCAUCACGGUGAGCAUUAGUUGGCUAUCAGUGACGCAGUCACGGUCAGUACUAGUAACUGCAUCACGGUGUCACGCCCGUGAAAUUCGCCACGGCGUCACGGUAUCACCUUGAGCGGCGGGCUCCGCCGUUUCUCGGAGAGCGGUAUCACGAGAAUGACGAUCGAGCAGGAUUAUGUUGACGAGGGAAAUGGUCGGCUCGGCGUCGCCGACGACAAACAAUCCGAGCCGUACGGUUCUGUCAAUUCGAAGGAAGCAGCAGAAGCAGCAGAAGGCAAAAGGAGGUGGUUCGACUCCGGCCGAAACGGCAGCUGGAGCUUCGCCGGGUGGCGACGACUCAAAAUCGCCGACAGCAAUGAUGCGACGGAAGCGACGGAAGCGACGGGCCCAGCAGCCGACGCGGGAGCUGGAACCGCCGCGGUACUACCGAGACUACUAAUCUCCACAUCUUCAUCACCCCGCAACAGCCUCGGGAGAAAGGGCGGCGGCGGCGGCGGCGGCGGAGGCGGCGGAGGCGGCAGAGGAGGCGGGGGAGGAGGAGUGUGGGAGUCAGCGGCGUGGCUGUGGGUGUGGUGGCGGCGCGACCUGCUGCUGAUGAGCACGGCGUUCCUCUUCUUCUUCGUGGCGUUCAACGCGCUGCAGAACGUCGCGACGAGCAUCCACGGAGAAAACAACCUGGGAGCAUUGUCCAUGGGGGUCCUGUAUGCCGUGAUCGUGGUUUCUGCUCCGCUCGCGCCGUUCCCGAUUCGAUUCUGGCGCGCGCGCGCCGCGAUUCUCGUGUCGCAGACAGGGUUCUGGGCUUUUAUCGGGUCCAACGCGUUCACUAUAAAGUGGCUCCUGCUGCUCGCCUCGUCUUACCUUGGGGUCUGCUGGUCGGUCGUGUGGGUGGCUCAGGGAGUGUACCUUGUUGCUGCAGCGGGAGUCUUCAGUAAAACACACAACAAGCCAAUGGACCUUGUCGUUACAGAAUUUAGCUCCCUUUUCGGCGGAAUAUUCGCCGUAAAUCAAAUCAUAGGCAACGCGAUCACUUUCACAGUCUCCCUACUCUCCUCUUCUUCCUCCUCCUCCUCUUCCUCCUCCUCUUCCUCCUCCCUUCCUCCCACCACGGUCACCAUACUCAUUAUAGUCCUCUGCAUCUGCCUCGCUAUAGGCUCCCUGCUCUCGUGGCUGCUCCGGGAUCUCCAGCCAAUGGAGGACUGCCACGUGGACGACCCUGCCGUGGCGAUCAAACGCACCGUUGCCACGUUGGCGCCCUGUCCGUCGAUUUCAUCCAGCAGAGCACUUUCAAUCUUCACCGUUGAUUGGGAAGAGGAGGUGGCGGAAGAGGUUGGGGAGGAGGGAGAGGAGGAGGGAGAGGAGAGAGAGGGGGCAGAGGAGGAGGGCGAGGAGGGAGAGGAGGGAGAGGAGGGAGAGGAGGAGGAGGAGGAGGAGGAGGAGGAGGAGGAGGAGGAGGAGGAGGAGGAGGAGGAGGAGGAGGAGGAGGAGGAGGAGGAGGAGGAGGAGGAGGAGAGGGAGGGGAGAGGGAGGGAGAGGAAGAAUGUGCACCGAUUCAUAGGGACUAUGCUCUCGGAUGUGCAAGAGAAACAGGAGGGGGGGAGGAGCAGGGGAGGGAGGAGCAGGGGGGGAGGAUCUAGGGGGGGGAAAGGGCAGGGGGAGAGGGGCGUUGUGAGUAUACCAGAAAUAGAGACACCUAGAAAUCCCAUUGGCGUUUCAUCUGCUUCAAACCGCGUUUCAUCUGCUGCAGAACGCGUUUUAUCUUCCGGCACACCUUCAAACUCAAACCGUACCUUCCAACCGUCACACUCCUCCUCUCACCUCCCAAACCCUUCCUCUCGCAUCUUCCCUCCCUCCCACUCCACCCCUAUCCCCCCUCUACUCUCUCCUCUCACCCCAUCUCCCACUCCCUCUGCUCCUCCCAUUCCUUCACCUCUUGGCCCUCCUGCUCCUCCUCCCGAACCUGUCCCCCCCGACGAGCCACCAUCCCUGGGCAAACACCCAGGUCCGGGCCAAACCUGACUUCUGGCUCGCCGAGCCUAGCUCGAUCAACCUCGAGCCUGAUGAUCAGCUCUAGGUCCGGCCGAACCGUAGCCUCGGUCCAUGUCCCAUACCUCUCCCGGACAAUGUCCCGCUCCUCUGCGCUGACCCUCUCACGGCGGCAUGCCUUGUCCGUUUCUGCGGCCUCCGGUCGGCGUAGCUUGUCUCGGUCUGUGAGCUCGGCGCGGCUGACUGUGACAGUGGGCAGCGGGAUGAAGGAGGAGGCGGGGAGGAAUGCGUGGCAGCUGCUGUUUGAUCGAAAGCUGCUGCUGCUGAUUCCGCUGCUCUUUUACUCUGGACUGCAGGCAGCUUAUAUCAGUGCGGACUUCACUCGCUUCGUGGUGCAACCGCUGCUGGGAGCGCAGUGGAUGGGAGGCGCCAUGAUGGCAUUUGGCGUCGCCAUUGCCGUUUGCUGCUUCCUCUCGGCUCGUUUCGCCUCCGGCCUCUCAUCAGUGCUCCUCAUGCUGCUGCUGGGUGCUGGCUCGCAGACCGCCGUUCUCGUGCUCACAUGGGCGUAUGACGGCAGAUCACUCCCCACGCCAGCAGCCUUCGCCCUUGUGUUCGGCUGUGCGCUGCUGUGGGGCAUAGGUGCCACAGCAUUCCAAUCUCAGAUCACCGCUCUCCUGCCAUUGGUCUUCCCUUCUGACGUGGAUGCAGCCUACGCGCAUUGGAUCUCAUGGAGCAGCGCUGCCUGCUCCAUCUACUUCCUCUCGAGCCCAUACAUUGCCACGGCCAUAAAGAACGGCGUUCUGACCAGCUUCUGCAUCGUCUCUGUGCUCCUCGCCACUGUGGCUGUGAAGAUGCGGAGACCAGCAAUGGCGAGGCCAUGUGCCGAGGUGUGACGUGCACUUCGAUAAACUUACAUAAACAAUAAACCCCAAUAAUAUAAAAAGGGACCUGCUUCCGCUUUAAUGCACUAAACACAUGGCGUUGCGAUGUGAAACAGUUAUACCGAGGAAGCAUCACGCUGCAGAUUGAAAUCAUACCUAAUUUUUAAUAAUGUCAACCCAUUUCCCUUGGAAUCGCUCGAUUCUGCUAAACCGUCUAAGC
Molecule: messenger RNA, 3286 nt
Organism: Closterium sp. NIES-67
Lineage: Eukaryota; Viridiplantae; Streptophyta; Zygnematophyceae; Desmidiales; Closteriaceae
Source: the annotation of a GenBank genome assembly